AUGGAGAGUUCAGGGACUGAAGCCCGGGUCAGCUAUCUGAGGAGAGCCGAUGAGGUGGACGGAGGGUCUGAGCUGGAACAUCUGGAACAUCUGGAACAUCUGCCUCCACUGCUGGAGGAUGAGGAAAAUGUCUCCCUGGCUGAUAUACUUUCUCUGCGGGACAGCUGUCUGUCUGAGGAGGAGGUGUGGGCAGUGUGUGCGGAGUGUGUGGUGGCCCUGCAGAGCAUCAGACCCUCCCACCUCUUUCACACCCUUUGCAUAACACCAGAUACUCUGGCCUUCAACGCGCAUGGGAAUGUUUGCUUCAUGGAGCAGCUCAGUGAUGAUCCAGAGGGCAGCUUUGUUCCUCCUGAGUUUGACAGCACAGGAAGCACAUUCGAGGGCCAUGUUUACUCUCUGGGCUCCACACUUUCUGCCGCAUUGAACUUUGUCAUCGAGCCAGAGCUGGAGGCCGAGCUGGGGGAGGAAAUCCAGAGGCUACUGGAGCAGAUGCAGGAGGAAAAGCCUGAAGACAGGCCGCUCCUGCAGGAUAUUCUGUCUCUGGCAGAGGGACGCCUCUCGCAUACCUCCUCUGCAGCUGUGUGUCGGAAGCUGUCUUCUAUCGGACGCCGUGUGCUUUCCAUUGAAUCAGUUUCAACCUUUCAAGAUGGACAGGAAGGCUCCUGGGAAGCAAGAUGGCAGCAUCCCAAACCCAGAUGUCUGCUGAAAAGACUGAGCUUAGAGGAUAAUACCAAGGACCUGUGCAGUGACAGUUCUAUUAAGACAAAUGGUCUGUCUCGCCAGCAGGUGUGCACAGGCUGGGAUUCCUCGCUCUGGGCUGAAGAUAUGGACAGUGGUGAUGGACACGCUAUGAUUCUGACAGAUGAGUUCGACUGCCGGUCCUACAACAGCUCCCCAGUGAGGAGGAGGGCCCAGCAGAGACUGACCAGGGUGAGGGGGGCCCUGAACCGGUCCUGCUCCGUCCCGGACUCCAACAACCCCCCCUGCGUUUCCCCCGCGACCCAUGGAGACAUCAGCAUACCUGUAUCCGACCUCACAGAGAUUGGAGCCGACGAACAACUGAGCAGUACGUCUGUGUGGAGCAACAGACUUCACCGACUGAACCGGGGAGGGUCCUGUGAGUGUUACACCGCCAGCAGCACCGAUGACUACAUGAACUCAGGACAAACUGCGCAGGAGAAGGAGGAUGCAGCGGAGACGUUAUGCAUCGAAGAAACAUAUACCGAAGUCUGUCACGAGGAUGGGUUUCCAGACUCUACGGAGGACGCAGAAUCCACCUGUACGCCCUGUAACGAACUGGAAACAGAACAGGACUCGAUGGAGGACCAGGGCUCUUUAAACAACAGCCUCUACAUUCCUAAUAACCACAUGACCAAAAGCAUGCUGUGCCUCAACGAAGAAUCUCAGGAUGAGUGGAUCUCUCUAACGGAGUUGCUCACUCGCUGUGGACGGAGGCUGACGGUUAAUGAGCUGUGGGCGCUGUGUUACACCUGCCUGUCCUCGCUGCAGACCUACAUCGACUUUCCAGCCUAUUUAUGCCUGGACACAGUGUACGUGGGCUGCGAGGGAGAGGUGCUUUUUUUAAAACCUAAAAACAUAGGCCUCCGUGAUGAAUUUUAUCUCGCUCCUGAAUAUCAAGAACAUGGGAUUGUGACUGAGAAGGCCUGUGUUUAUGGCAUCGCUGCGAUUCUCUGGGCUACGGCGAAGUUCAGUUUAUCGCCCAAUCAGAAGCUGGCGAUGCCUCGAAAGCUGAAAAGGCUGCUCCUGGAGAUGGCGAAGAGGACUCCCAUCGAGAGGCCGACUAUUGUCAUGGCUAAAAAAAGCUGUCGUGACUACUUAUCACGUCAAGGGACGAACGCAGAGACUGUCUGGAACAAGCUCAUCAGCCGAGUUCACAGGCCAGCCUCGAACUAUACUCAUGCAGAAGAUUUGAUUGCAGAUGGUCGUCAAAGCUCCAGUAAUGAAUCCUCACAAAGUAGCAGUGGCUUUGUGCCCAUGGCCACUGAGAGCCGACUGGCUCCUGUACCUGGCCCUGUUCCCCACAGCUAUCCAGUCAGCAAAGAACUGCAACUCCCAGAGGCCUUCACUUCCACCGCCACACACUUCACCCCCAUCAUCCUGACCAAUAAAGAGUUAUCAGAGGAGGAAACCACAAACGUUGACGCUGCCACCGAAGGGACUGUGGAUGGAUUCACACAAAGCAGCGAACAUAUGGAGGACAGAGACCUUGACUUCACGUCCCACUCUGAGGACCCACAUCCUUCACCAACUGAAGCUGAUCCAUGUGCAGAGGAGUCGGGCAGCCCUGUCCAUCAGCUGCCCAUGACCUGUACGUCCCCCGGUAACAAGACACCGGUCAACUCCACGUCUCCUCCUGAUAUUCCCUGUGUUGAAGUCACUCUCCCCUUGUCGUUACACUCCAACCUCAACGGUUUCGGCGUUUUCAACAACUUCCUCUUCCGCCAGGAUCCCACAUCUGGACACUUGUCUUUAGUUCCGGUGCAGGUCAGGGCUCCGGAGUCUCUCCUGGGGUUGGACAUAAACCCCUCUGUGGUCUCUCAGUCAUUACAGGGGUUAAUCGUGGUUCCAGAGAAUGCUGACGGUUUGAGUGUCAGCUGUCGGACUGCACCUCCGAGGGCUGAACUUAAAGGAUACAACCUUCCGUCAUCUUACGCCAACAGCGGCUCCGUCAUUCCUGACAACCCAUCGGAGCAGAAUCUGCCUAGAGAGGACGACGGACGAACAAAUCUGAGAACGAAGAAGGAGUCUGUCACCGCUAAAGUCCACCCUGCACUUCAGGAGGUGAUAGACCUGCUCAAAGGAGAAUUUUCACUCGAUGGGUAUUUGGACAAUGGACACGAGGACAUUGCAAUGGGGGAGUACAUCUUCUCGCUGAAGGAUCUCCAGUACCAAACGUUUGCUAGUGUGGUGAAGGAGAGGUUCAGUGACCUGUACUGGGAAGAAGACCUGCUGGGUGUACUGCACUGCCUGGUUAACUACAGCUCAUCCACACUAUGUUCUAAUGAGCAGCCUCCAUCAAAGAGCCUGGAAAGGGCAGCCACCGCCACUGCACCCGUGAUAGCCUCCGUCUGGGGAGGGAGCGGAGAAGUUUGCCUGCACAGUCUGGAUCUGAAUGGAAACAUUCACACUUCCAGUCCUGCUGCUGUGGAUACUUGGGAAAGUGCCAAGGCCCCGUCCUGUCAUGGGGAAACAGAGGCAACGCUCGAAGACUUUGAAAUAAGAUCAGAGCAAAGUCAACGCUGCAUUUUUCAAGGCGUGAGCGCUGACUGUUCCGACACAGGGGUCAUGGAGGGGGGCGAUCAUUCAGCGGGGGGCAGCGAUGAAAGCCCCUCUGAAGCCGAGUUUCUGUCAGGGAGAGAGGAAGGGCUGAUGGGAGCCCACGACGAGCAGAUGAGCCCGGACUGUUCGGAGGACAUGGAGGACAGCGACUCGGUGGUGUCGGAGCGACUCCUCUCGCCCGGAUCCAGAGCAGAGGGACCGGGCCUCAGCCUCAGCCCGGCCUGGGACUUGGCUUUCUAUGAGGAGGACUGUUUUAGUUCGGAGGUGAUCCAGUACGCCAUGAAUCUGGGACAGCACACGGGAUCGCCCUGUCUGGAUGGGAAAACACAGGAACUGCAGCAGCAACUGGUGAUUGAAACAAGGAAUCUAAAGAAAACCAGGAAUUUUUACCAGAAGCUGCUUCAACAAGAGAGAAAAAAUAAAGGUGGUGAGAGUAAACCCAUGCUGAUCAAACUCAAAUCCCAGCUGGAAGAACUCCGAUCCAAAGUGUUAUUUUUGGAUUGUGUGAAGAAAUACCUUGAGAUACUGACUGUGGACCAGUGGGGUUUGGAGGCUUCAUUACUGCCGUCAUUGGCUGUCUGUGGACCUGGGCCUCUGGACCUCCAGUCCUCCGAGGACCCUUCUGUUCUGAGCUUCGGGAGCCGCAGCGGAAAGAGCACCCUGCAAGUGGGCUCUCCUCUGGGCCUCAUGGCGUACCUGUACUCCAGAAAUUGCGCCUUGGAGGGUUACAUCCAGCAGUUUCUGUAUACCUAUCGUUUCUUCUGCACUCCUGAGCAGUUACUGCAGUUUGUAAUGGAGAAGUUCAUCAGCGCCAUAAGAGAAGGUCCAGACAUGUCAGGAGACAGUUUAAAGGUGUUUCAUCGCAGUUUGGAUCUGCUCCAGUUCUGGUUAACGGACUGUAAAUCAGUGGACUUUACACCGAAAUCCAGCCUCGUGGAUACAUUAGAAAACUUCCUCAACACCCAGGUGAUUCCCGUCGACAGUCGAGGGGAGGCUCUUCUCGCCGUUCUCCACAUUCCUGCAAAUAUGAUGUGGAGCCAAGGAAGAGGAAGUCAGAUCAGUUUUGAGGAAGAGGAGGAGUCUUUGUGUCUGCAUUCUUCUACGGAAGAUCUCGGAAAGAAGUGGAGGGUGUCCAGAGUUGUGGAGCCGUCCCCGUCUCUGCCCAAAGAAAAGGCCUUCUCCAUCGCUGCAGCUCUGCCCAUGCCUUGCUACAGCUCCCUGUUGGACGAUCUGUCCAACGUCUGCCUCCACAGUGAAGAACGACUGCCUUUCAGUAAAAACGAAUACAGCGCACAGUUCAUCGCCCAGCAGCUCACCCUUCUGGAGCAGGAGAUUUUCCAAGGAUGCCAUCCAGUGCAUUUUCUCAAUUCCAGGAUACAAGGAGUCACAGAUAAUGUUUUGACCCCAAACAAGAAUGUGUCUCAGCACACGCCGCCAGCAGAGGGCAGCGGUACGCCUGUAUUGGAGGGGCCUCCGUCCGACAGCUACCUUCAGCAGCUGCUCACAUACGCUGACAGUGUCACUAACUGGGUCUCAGCUGAAAUAGUCAUCUGUGACUCUGUCAAGACACAAGUGGCUUUGCUGACCAAGUAUCUGUGGAUAGGAAAACACUGCUACGAAUCGAGGAACUUCGCCACAGCCAUGCAGGUCCUUGGAGGUCUGGAGAAUGUGAUUGUCAGGCAAUUACCAGCUUGGAAACAUCUGUCUUCCAAGGUGUGCGAGAUCCUGGAGGAGCUACGAGCUGUGCAGGUGUUUCUGAAGAGUGACGACCUGUGUUUGAUGGGGGGAGAACAUAUGAGGAGGAAGCCCACGUUGCCGUCGGUGCACAUCCUGGCCAUGCACGUCCAGCAGCUGGAGAUCGGAGCCUUCAAACUCACUACAGGAGCGUACAAGUGGACCAAGCUCAGGAGAAUAGCAAAGGUGGUGAGUCAGGUCCAUGCCUUCCAGGAGGCCGUGUACCCCUACAGCCCCGACCGUGAGCUGCAGGCCUACCUCCGGCUGCGCAUCGCCCGCCUCGGCACCUCCGACAUCCACCUCUUGGCCGCCGGAAACGGUGCCAACUUCCAGCAGUCGACCGAGCGACAAACACGAAGGAUCCAAGACACGUUGAGGAAGGUUAAGGCCACUUUUCAGUGAGCCCUGCCCCGGUCAGAGCUUCUAGCCCAGAUCGAGACACCGCCACCAGGUCGAUAAUCCUGUGCCUGUGACCCCAAGAUGCCUCUGACUGGAGGACUGGAAAACUUUUUCUGUUCUCUGUUUGUAAAUGCCCCUAGACUUUACUUUUAACCCAUAAAGACCCAAACUGCCACCAGUGGCCAAAAGCAUUGACUGAUCUGAAAUAUUUAAUACCUGUUGAUCCACUAAUCCUGUCAAUACAUGUCAAGAAUUGGUGUAAAGUACAGUUUGUCAUCUUUUUACUGUCAUCAAUUAUGACCCAUUUCUGUAGUUACCAUGGAAACACCGUCAUCUUAUACAACAGUGGUUCUCAAACUUUUUUAAAGUGGAAUACC
Molecule: messenger RNA, 5810 nt
Organism: Sphaeramia orbicularis (orbiculate cardinalfish)
Lineage: Eukaryota; Metazoa; Chordata; Actinopteri; Kurtiformes; Apogonidae
Gene: kndc1
Product: kinase non-catalytic C-lobe domain containing 1
Exons: 31
Coding region: 1-5436 (1811 amino acids)
Biological process (GO): regulation of dendrite morphogenesis; small GTPase-mediated signal transduction
Cellular component (GO): guanyl-nucleotide exchange factor complex; dendrite; neuronal cell body
Molecular function (GO): guanyl-nucleotide exchange factor activity
Source: RefSeq, a predicted model, not a curated record